Molecule: messenger RNA, 1082 nt
Organism: Durio zibethinus
Lineage: Eukaryota; Viridiplantae; Streptophyta; Magnoliopsida; Malvales; Malvaceae
Product: large ribosomal subunit protein eL20z-like
Source: RefSeq, a predicted model, not a curated record
CUUUCCCUCUCCUUCUUACAACAACAACGUUUUUACUGCUAAAUUAGUGAAUUUGAUCUUUUAGAGUGGUUUUUCUGCCUUGUUUGUUGAUGGGUUUUUUUUGGGUUUUGGGAAUUAGUCUUUGUAGAAAUCAAGGUUUGACUUUUGGUGGGAUUAUCAGCUACCUUUCUUCCUCCUUUGCUAUUAAUCAUAGGAAUUCCUGGGGUGUUAUUUUGGGGGAUAUCAUGGAUUCUUUUCUUUGGUUAGUGUUGGCAAAAUAAAAUUAAUUUGACCAGAAUUGCCGCCUCUGUCAUUUCUUUGCUUUUAAGCAAGGAGAGUUUAGUUGAUUGAACAUUCUUUAUGCAUAAUCAAAUCAAUUCUAAAACAGAGCUUCUUUAUGUUUGGUGCUAUUUCUUUCAACUAAAAGGGUGAAGGGUUGGUCGAGUUUUUCUUGAAUAUUGGUUUUGUAAUAUUCUUCUUUUUGAGGGAUAUAAGGCUUAGUUUGUUGUUGUUGUAAUAUUCUUCUUUUUGAGGGAGUAGAACCAGGUAUUAGCUGUUCAUAGGUCGAAAUCAGUAUUCAGUAUUGGGGUCCUUCAAAGGCAGAGAGAGGAGCUGAGGCCAUCAAUUGACUGCUAGAUAUCCCGAAUACAUGGAUCAGAAGCACUCAACAGAAGCAGCAGAACACAGAAACGGUGAAUAUGUACUUAUUACUGAUGCGGAAGACCCACAGUUGGGAAUGUAUGAUAAACCUCUUCCUUGCUUUGGCUGUGGAAUAGGAUGGUUUUCUCUUCUUCUGGGAUUUGUAUUCCCAUUUAUGUGGUAUUAUGCUACCAUUCUCUACUUUGGAAACUACUAUCACAAAGAUCCAAGGGAGAGAUCUGGACUUGCUGCCUCUGCAAUAGCUGCAUUGAUAUGUACAAUCGCUGUGAUAAUCACAAUAGCUGUUCUCAUCUUCUAGUUCUUGCCAUCGCAGUCUGUUUCUUUACCACUGCUUAAGGUGCUUUCCUCCAACAGAAGGUGGGACAAGUAUAUAUUUAGAAUUCUGUUUCUUUCCUGUAGUCUUCUAAACCUGUAAUGGGGGCUGAAAGAAAAAAAAAAAAAAA